This is a messenger RNA of Esox lucius (northern pike), 1368 nucleotides long. RefSeq names its product stannin (gene snn). The coding region runs from base 638 to 901 and encodes 87 amino acids. Gene Ontology annotation, biological process: maintenance of rDNA; negative regulation of double-strand break repair via homologous recombination; regulation of sister chromatid segregation. NCBI's taxonomy places the organism in Eukaryota, Metazoa, Chordata, Actinopteri, Esociformes, Esocidae. Gene Ontology annotation, cellular component: nuclear speck; mitochondrial outer membrane; cytosol. The transcript has 2 exons. The record is from RefSeq and is a predicted model, not a curated record.
AGUCUACGUAUGUGUGAAUAGAUCCUCGACUUGUUGGUCGGCUUCUUUUGGUUGCAUUUUCUUAAAUAUAUGUUAGAUUAAAAGCAUUACCGCUAGAGUGGGUGUGGCCACAUGGCUCAUCUCAGGGAUGAUGUCAUGCCACAGCUUCCAGUCAAUCAGCACAUCCCUGGAUGUAACAAACGUAGUCAAAUUUGUCCUCUCUGGAAAAUGUACUGUUGUAUUUUUCAUGUGAGCACCUUUAUGGUUUUGUAUGUUGGUAUGAAAAGUGUUAUAAAUGUCUAAGCGGCAAAGUCGCACUGUCACGAUGUGAGCAAUGAACAAAUAUCGGUUUAUUCGAAAUGCCGUGGCGGCUAGCGGUUCUGGCACAUGCGCAGAAAUCUCCGUAUGAAAUAUUUCAUCCAGAAACUCCGGAAGCACAGCAACUCGCUUUAGUCAUUAUCAGGUAUUAUUGAUACAGAUUACAGGGUGGUUGAUACAUUGCGUGACCCCAUCGUCUGCUUCCAUGUACUGGUGUCCAAAGCAGAGCUGUUGAACACCAUAUGUGAAAUGUAUGCUAUCACGCAGUCUUAUUAAAUCACCCCUUCGAUGCUGAUCCGAUUGCAACAUCCGAUUGCACCUGAAUGCUUCCGAUUGCAACAUGUACAUCACCGACCACAGCCCUUCUACUGGUGUUGUGACAAUUGGUGUCAUCCUAAUUGCUGUCGCUGCCCUCAGCGUUCUAAUCUGCAUAUGUUGGUGCUAUUUGCGCCUGCAGCGGAUUGUCCAGUCUGAAGAUGAGGAGAGUAUUGUGGGAGAGGGCGAGACCAAAGAGCCCUUCCUGAGUGUAAAGUACUGCACAAGGGUCCCUAACAUCGAGCACAAAUCCAGGCUCUCCCACAACAGCACUGAGAUUCACACAUAACUGAGCCAUCAAAUACUCAUCUUCAAACACUGACCAAUAGCUUUCAAUCUCCUAAUGUACAUUUCCUGUUGAUCAUCAACCAAAUGUUUCAUUACUGCAUGGAAGGAUAAUGGACUGCAGCUCAAUGUCGAUGUCAUAUAAGGAAAUGUGACAUUCUUGUUUGUCACUGAACUGGGUUGAUAGAUUCCAGUCAUGUUUGCUGUGAAAACGUAAUUGUCACUUUAUAAGGUGUAAUGAGAAAAAUAUAUAUUUUCUAACAUGACUGUUUUUUUGUUUGUUAAUUCAGCGGCCCACUACUAAAAUGCAAAGGUAUGCAGACACUACACUGGUUGUUCUGUGCCAAGCUGGAGAAAUCUGCUCCAUAAUUUGUUAGAAGAAUUUAUCAUUGAUCUUAUAAUAGCAUUGUAAAACUGUAUUUGUAUUACAAGCCAUAUACUUAAUAAAAGAAUAAUCACUGUUUUCAAUAC